Molecule: messenger RNA, 4293 nt
Organism: Calidris pugnax (ruff)
Lineage: Eukaryota; Metazoa; Chordata; Aves; Charadriiformes; Scolopacidae
Gene: CLSPN
Product: claspin
Exons: 25
Coding region: 38-4054 (1338 amino acids)
Biological process (GO): activation of protein kinase activity; mitotic DNA replication checkpoint signaling; mitotic G2 DNA damage checkpoint signaling
Molecular function (GO): anaphase-promoting complex binding
Source: RefSeq, a predicted model, not a curated record
GGCGGCCGCCCGGCGGGAACGGUGACGGGUUGGGGCUAUGGCGGUGGCCCCCACUGAGUUUCCGUUAGAAGAUGUGAAUUCAGACUUGCAGAAGCCCCUGGACAGUGACUCUGACAGCGGCCAGGGCAGCUGUGAAACGGCCUCCCCAGGUCACCUCAGCAAGGGGCCGGCGUCCCUCGAUGGUGGAGAUUCAGAGGAAGAGAUUUUUGUACAUAAAAAAGCAAAAAGAAAGAAGGUGAUUCAGGACAGUGAGAGUGAAGACGGAGAGGAUGGCGGCUCUUUUCUGCAGGAUGAUUCUCCAGAGGGAGACAAGGAAAAAGAAGAGGAAAAAGAGAAUGUUACUACCCAGAGGAACAAGAAACCUCGUCGGAUUCGCCAAGGUCUGCUGGACAGUGAUGACAGUGACACUGAUGACCAUUUAGAGAUUGAAAACCUUGAAACAAGCAGAAAUUCUGGCUUGCCUGAGAACGAGUUGGAAGAGGAGAGACCCCUAAAAACUGGAAAAAAGGACAGAAAACAUAAACAACAUAAACAUGAUUUUGAAGAAGAGACGGCAAAGGUAGCUGGAGGAAAAUCAAGAAGAAGAAAGGAGAAGGAGAGAAGAUUUGAGUCCAUUAAACAGCUGAAAAAAGAAAAGAAGCCUAGAACAGAGCAGGUAGAUGGUGGCGAGAGGUAUCCUUUUAAUGACAGCGGGUGUCUUCUUGAUGACAAAGAACUGUUUGAUAACGGCUUAGAAGAGGAAAAUGAUGACCCCCCAGAGGAUGAGGAGUCAAUAGAAUCAAUACGAGCAGCAGUGAAAAACAAAAUAAAAAACUAUAAGAACAAAGAGCGGUUUUCUGAGGGUGAAGGCUACAAACACGUAUUUGAUGAUGAGGAUGAGGAACCUGUAUUAAAGGAACCAAAAAGGAAGGAGCGGAAAGCAGCAAGGUUAAGUAAAGAAGCCAUCAAACAACUGCAUAGUGAGACCCAACGACUUAUUAGAGAAUCGUCUGUGUCUCUCCCGUAUCACGUGCCUGAGGCCAAAAGCAUUCACGACUUCUACAAGAAUAGACCUCGGCCAGUAUGUCAGGGAAAUGCCAUGGCAUUGCUGAAGUCCACUAAAUAUCAGCUGCCCCUGAGUGAAGAAUCUACAGACACUAAGAGCUUGCGUACGGAUUGCAGAGAUGGGCAGGUCGAAGGUGAUCAGUCGGCAGCUGAUGAACCAGAAACAAGCCUUGGCAGAGAUGCUGAUAGUUCUGUGAACAAGCCUCUUGCUGAUGUAGGGCACAACUCGACAGAGGACUGUGCUGAGAAGCCCAGUGAUGAGACUCUCACAACUAGGACUGAUGCAACUGAUGGUAGCACAGAAGAACAGCAGCGCCCUGACUUCCCGAGCACUGACUGUGGUGAACAGAAAGAGAAUGAAAUUCCUUUAGCAGCUGGAGGAGAUGCCCUUGAGCAAAGAGAUGGAACAGCACCAGAGUUAGAAUGUGAAAAAAGCAAUCAAGAAGUGGGGACUGGACUGGGGGCACAGCCUGAGAAAGUGAGGAAGUCCAAGUUGGAUAAACUUCGCGAACUGGGAAUCGACCUGUCCAUCAAGCCAAGAAUCUCUUCUGGCAACGAAUCCUUUAUAAACCUCGAGGAAUCCGAUUCAAAUAAAGAGAUAGAAGCCUUGAAAGCGCGUUUCUUGAAGCACACCCUUAAAACGUCCAAAUCCAAAGCCGAACGGACCAUAAACAUGACCAUCAUUCGUAAGGAGACCACGUCUGAAGGGAAGGAGGAGCUGAAAACAGCCGUGGUGCCAGCAGUGCUGGCUGCAGAGAGCCUGGAGGGAGCCAGCCACACCAAGCCAGGUGAAAAGCUACAGGCACUGAAGGCUAAGCUCCAGGAGGCCAUGAAGCUCCGCAGGACUGAGGAACGGCAGAAGCGGCAAGCGUUGUUCAAACUGGAUAAUGAGGAGGUGUUGGAGGAGGAAGAGGAGGAGGAGGAGGAAGAAGAGAUGACAGAUGAGUCUGAGGAAGAGGAGGAAGGCGAUCAUGAGAAUGUGGAAUAUGUGCUGGAUGAAGCAGAGGAAGAUAACGAAGAUAUAGAAGAGAAACACGGUGAAGAUGGUGAUAAAGAAACCGACAAAGAAUCAAUUGAUGGAGAAAAGUUGGAGAAAUCUGUGCACUCUGAUUCUGUUCCCAAACUGCCCUCAACAGAGUCUACAUUGAUGCUUUUUAAGGACAGCUCCUCCAAAAUGGGAUAUUCUCUUCCUGAUGAGAAACUUGAAAUGGAAGAAGCUGCAGACAAAGGACCCACAAAGUUAGAGGAUGAUGAUUCCUUCUCUCUCCCAACGCUGGCAAAGGAGAACAGCCAUAACAGCAGCUUCGAGCUGAUCGGCUCCAUGAUCCCGUCCUACCAGCCCUGCAACAGACAGAUCUCUCGGGGAGGGAACUUCCUCUCUGCAGCAGGAGGUUUCAGGUCGCCUUCCCCAGGCUUUUUCAAAACAAGCUUUAUCAGCUCUGCCUCCAAGAGCUCAGGAAAGACAUCUGAGCCCUCUCUUCCCAUAGAAGAUUCCCAGGACUUGUACAAUGCCUCUCCUGAGCCCAAGAGUUUAUUUCCAGGGGCUGGGGAGUCUCAGUUUCAGUUUUCUCUGGAAGAUGACACUCAGAGCCAGCUGCUUGAUGCAGAUGGGUUCUUGAAUGUUGGACAGCACAGGACUAAGUACCAGCCCUCAAAGCAUCAGCUGACGCUGGCGAGUAUGGAUGAGAACGCCAUGGAUGCCAAUAUGGAUGAACUGCUGGACUUGUGUUCAGGACAGUUUAGCAGCCAAGCUGAACACGUGCCAAACAGUGCCAGUGACAAAAAGCAGAACAUGGAAGAGUUGCUCAAUCUUUGCUCAGGAAAAUUUGUGUCUCAGAGUUCUCCAACGUGGGCCUCUUCGGUGUCUUCCAAGGCAGAAAAGGACAGUGACAUUGAAGAUCCGAUGGCAGAAGCUCUAGCACUUUGUUCAGGUUCCUUUCCCACAGACAGGGAAGAGGAAGAAGAGGAGGAGCAUGAAGAACUCGGUGAUUUUCAGCUUGUAACAGAUGACAACGUCUUUGAUAGUGAUGAGGAUGAAAAAAGUGGAGGUAGUGAUGCUGAAGAAGCAGAAAUGAGUGACGAAGAGGAAGAACUGCUGAGACAUAGACAGGGCAUGAAGAAAAAACUAAAACUGCAGGAUUUCAUGGAAGACGAGGCCGAGCUGUCGGGGAGCGACGUGGGAAGCGAGGAUGAGUAUGAUGGUGAAGACCUGAAUGAAUAUGAAGAAGAGAUGAUUGACGAGGAACUCCCUAAUGAAGUGGAACUAGAAAAUCAGAUACAGAAAUUUCACAUGAAGGCGAUGCUGGAUGACGACAAGCGCCAGCUGCGCCUGUACCAGGAGAGAUACCUCAUUGAUGGGGACCUGCACAGCGACGGCCCCGGCAGAAUGAGGAGGUUCAGAUGGAAAAACAUAGAUUACGAUUCACAGAUCGACUUGUUUCAGAGAGAUUCAGAUAACGAGGAUGAAAAUGAGCAGUUCGAUGAGACAGAGGUGAAAUGGAGGAAAGAGCGAUUUGAACGAGAGCAGUGGCUCCGUGAGCAGAAGGAAAAAAAUAAAGAGCAGGAGGAGGAGGAAGAGGAAGAAAUUGGUGAAGACAGCCAAUUCAUGAAACUAGCAAAAAAAGUAACUGCGAAGUCCCUGCAGAAGAAAGCGAGCCCAGCUGUUGUGGUACAGGACACAACACUCUUACCCAGGAGCCCUUUUGAAGCAUUCAGACCUGCUGGUGACCCCCAGAUAAAAAACGGGUCUCUCCUGAACAGACCCAAAGCUGUCCUUCAGAAACUGGCAGCCAUGUCAGAGCUUAAUCCAAACGCACCUCGAAAUUCAAGGAAUUUUGUCUUCCAAACACUUUCCCCAGAGAAGAGUGAAGAGGGAAAGGAGAAAUCAAAACCUCAGGUGAAGAAAAGAGGUCCUACUGCAGUAAUAACAUCUUUGGCCAAACGGCCCAGGGUGGACACCACAGAGGAAACAAGUCAAAGCCGAAGCAUAUUCCAGUACUUGGAGAGCUGAAUAUUUCUGCUCCGGGCUGGAGGUUGUAUCUCUUCUCUUUGCCACUUGUGGUUUGUUUUACAAAUCUGCCAGCAAAUCCUCAGGAAGGCAAACAAAUUGCUGAACGUUCUCCUGCUGCCACUUCAUUCACAAGUUCCAGUAACUUCCAGGCAAUGGUUUUGUUUAUUCCCCUUUGUUUUCUCUCGGUGCUCCGUGAUAAAUGAGAGCACAAACCCCGUGCCUGGUUUGGGGUGAAAUGC